Panicum virgatum (switchgrass) is the source of this 4267-nucleotide messenger RNA. RefSeq names its product probable beta-1,3-galactosyltransferase 8. The transcript is spliced from 11 exons. The record is from RefSeq and is a predicted model, not a curated record. NCBI's taxonomy places the organism in Eukaryota, Viridiplantae, Streptophyta, Magnoliopsida, Poales, Poaceae. Gene Ontology annotation, molecular function: hexosyltransferase activity. Bases 2836 to 4047 code for a protein of 403 amino acids. Gene Ontology annotation, cellular component: Golgi membrane.
CCUCCACACGGAACCGAACAGUCUCUCUCUCCCCUCUACCAACCUCCUCCGUGCGCAGUGUCUCUGGACCAGUCCUGGAGUUCCCUCCCCCGUCCUGCCUCCACCGUCUGGACUCCUCGCGUUCGCCGCGGCGUCAACUCGGCUUCCUUCCCGCGGCCUCUCCGCCUCCGCCUCCCAGAUCCGGCGCCCAUGGCGCGGAACCCGGGCUGCACCGUCUUCAUAGGUAACUUGGAUGACAGGGUUCCUGAGAGGGUUCUGUAUGAGAUUCUUGUUCAGGUAGGUCGAGUUGUAGACCUACACAUACCUCGUGACAAGGAAACUAGUCGGCAAAAAGGUUAUGCUUUUGCUGAGUAUGAAUCAGAGGAGAUUGCCCAGUAUGCUGUUAAGCUAUUUUCUGGCCUUGUUCGACUUCAUAAUAAAACGCUUAGAUUUGCGGUGCGUUUCUUUUUGCUCUCCCAUUUCAUAUAAGUUUUUGUAGUAUAGCUGAACUGUCGAAUGUGAUUGUUUUUUCAUGGUAUAUAUCUGUUAUGCACUGAACAUUAACUGUGUAUGUGUUGGGCCUCAAACUUUGCCCAACCCAAGUUGAGGUUCUUGCUCUUACUAUAUUUCUGAAUAUUAGCAAAAGACGAAGCUCUGAAAUUGUUGUAUUGUUUGGACAGAUCUCUGGGCAAGACAAACCCUCAUCAAAUGCCAAUAUGCCUGUAACUCCUAGGUUAAACCCUGUACCAACACCAAAGCCUCCUCAUCUUAUGAGGUCUAGUGAUACUCCCGCAUCACAGCAAACAGUAGUGAAUGGCAGGAUUGCAGGGUAUGGUAUCUCACCAAGUCAUUCAUAUGACACACAUUCUCAAGCCCCAUCAAGUGGGUUACCAAGUGGAGGACUAAGCAAUGGUACGUAUGAGUACAGUAGACGUGUAUUGGGUUCUGUUCUGAAUGACGCUAGCCGUCGAGGUACCAGGGAACCAGUUCCAUACCCAUCCUACUAGCAUGUUGAGGUCCAGUGACGGUAACUUGAUAUGCUGACGGAAUAGGCCGCUGAAGCCAUUGUCUGUUGUCUCAGCCAUCUAUAAGGUUAUCUCUGUACUCACCAUUCCAUGCCUGUAAAUAUGGGUUAUGGUGGUAGGGCUAUGCUUAUCUUUUGGGUUGUUCUGUUAUGCUUUACAUUGUAGUGAGAGUUGUCGCUGCUGAGGUUAGGUUCCAUCUCAUGCCCUAGUGAUCAAGGUCUUGCCUCCGCGAAUGCGAUUGUACUUGGACUUACCAUGUCUAGUUACAUGAAUGGGUGGCAAAACUUUGCAAUUGCUGUUUACAUUGAAAGUCGCUAGCUGUUCCUCGUGUUAUAGGAGCGUGUUUGUGUUUAAGAUAUGAGUAUUUGGUGGAUUUUGUUUAUCACCCCUGUUGAAUCUGUAUUAUGUUGGACAUGAGAAGGGGAAAUGUUGUUUAAAAGAAAAGAAAUCUGCCCUCAAAUUAUGGUGUUUAUUUAUAUGAAUAUUUGGUUUAUAUAUGACUUGUUUGCUUGAGCUGUCUGUCCGUGGCAGCAACAGGCUUUCAUAAAUCCACAACAGGCUUUUGAGUCUUGAGUUAUCAGGCCAUACCCUUCUCUGUUACAUGGCUGCUGUAUUUACAAGUUGAUCUGUUGUCACUUACAAGUUCAGUAGCAUGGAUGUUAUUACUGCUGGACUUUCACUUCACUUAUGAAUUUUCUAGCCAUUGCAUUGUUCCAAUGGCACUGCAUUCUCUGAGUCACAAUCUUGCUGGUGACUCUGCAUUGCUGAUGAAGAUGGGUCAGAUGCUGUUCAUUUAUCAUCAAGUUGUAUUUGGAAGCUCCAUGCCUUUGGUCGUGAGUUCGACCACAUGGAAUUUGAAAGGAAAUCUGUCCCGUUGGAGCUCCAAAUUGCAGGCUAGUAGAUUUUCUAAGGCUUGAAGAAUUCGUGAUACUGGAGAUCAGCCUAUGAGAUCAAUUUGGAUUCAAGUAUGGCAGUUGCACAAUGCUAUGGCAUAAUGAUACUACCUGAUGGUGUAACUAUACCCCUUGCAACCACCAAGUUCAUUUGAACCUUCGUGUCGACCAGCUGCUGGGGCUGCUCUGCUACCUGCAAUUUGGAGAUUGGUGUCACCGUUCUCCACUACCACGCCCCACGGCCAAGUUUGCUGCCAGUGAGCUGAGACCUUUAACACAUUCAUUGGCAAUGUUGGCGCCGGGCUGCACUUCAUUGACUGCAUUGAACCUUGGUAAUGAAUUGGUACACCUUGCCGUGUGCCUGGUAUUAUUAAUCCUCAAAGCUUCCAAAUAUGCAGAGGAUUUUAUGUAGUGUGCUUUGUAAGUUAUUUAUUGCUAACACUGCAUUUACCAUCAAAAUCAGAUGUUUGACUGUCUGACUUGCUAUGUAAAGUAAUUGUAAAUUUCACAGUAGUGCGAUGUCCCUGGAGGCUUCUUUCUCUGAUUAUUCUGCCGACUCAGUUUCACCUGCGUCGAUUGGGUCCUCUGGAAAUGCUCAACCGUUUUUCCAGUUUACUCUGAUGCACUGUGUCACCGCAGAAGCACGGCCCAUGGAAGAGUACUUGCAAGGCAUUCGAUCGCGAGACGAACCAUCGAUCAUGACACGCAUGAGCUGCCUGAGUUCUCACUAAGUCCUCACGCCAACUGCCUUGCCAACUGAACCGCUUCGCCCUGGGGGGAUCGGGACUUCGGGAGGCAGGUAGCCAGCGUGUUCAGCGCGCGGUGAUCCGAGAGCCUGCCCCGCCCCCCUCGCUCGGCUUCCGGCAGGUGCUCGGAUCCGCCGCGCGCUCACGAGCUCUGAGCUUUAUAGAGCACCCGGGAACGUCGCCGCCACAGCCAUGGCGCUGACCGAGAGGCAGCCGCAGCCGGAGAAGGAGAAGGCGACGCUGCGGGCGAGGCCGAUGUCGGGGAAGGCCGUUGUCAUGCUGUGCGCCACCAGCUUCUUCGUCGGGCUGCUGCUCAGCGGCCGUACGGGGCUUCUGACCCCGCCGUCGAGCGACCCCUCCGGUCACGGCUCCAGGAUCCGUCUCUUCGAGGACGACUGCGACCAAAGCAGGCGUAAGCUGGAGGGCAAACCGGACGACAUCAUGAAGGAGGUGUCAAGAACGCACCAGGCGAUCCAGUCCCUGGACAAGUCGGUCUCGUCGCUGGAGAUGGAGCUGGCCGUGGAGCGCGCCAGGCGGAACGGCGGGCUGGGCUUGGCGGCGCCGUCGCGGGGCCUCCCGAAGGCGUUCGCGGUGGUCGGCAUCAACACGGCCUUCAGCAGCAAGCGGCGUCGCGACGCGCUGCGGGACACCUGGGUGCCCCGGGGCGGCGCGCUGCGGCGGCUGGAGAAGGACAGGGGCGUCGUGGUCCGUUUCGUGAUCGGGCGCAGAGCGACGCCCGGCGGCGCGCUGGACCGCGCCGUCGACGCGGAGGCCGCGGCCACGGGGGACUUCCUGCGGCUGGCGGACCACGUGGAGGGCUACCACGAGCUGUCCGCCAAGACGCGGGCCUACUUCGCCGCCGCCGUCGCCGCCUGGGACGCCGACUUCUACGUCAAGGUCGACGACGACGUGCACGUCAACCUGGGGAUGCUGGCGGCCAGGCUCGCCGCGCACCGGGCCAGGCCCAGGGUCUACGUCGGCUGCAUGAAGUCCGGCCCCGUCCUCUCGCAGAAGGGCGUGAAGUACCACGAGCCGGAGUACUGGAAGUUCGGCGACGAGGGGAACAAGUACUUCCGCCACGCCACGGGCCAGAUCUACGCCAUCUCCAGGGACCUCGCCUCCUACAUCUCCAUCAACCAGCCGAUCCUGCACCGGUUCGCGAACGAGGACGUGUCGCUCGGCGCCUGGCUCCUCGGGCUGGAGGUCGAGCACGUCGACGACCGCAGCCUCUGCUGCGCCACGCCGCCAGACUGCGAGUGGAAGAAGCAGGCCGGGAACGUGUGCGCGGCGUCCUUCGACUGGUCGUGCAGCGGCAUCUGCAAGUCGGCGGAGAGGAUGAGGGCCAUCCACAGCGCCUGCGGCGAGGGCGACGGCGCCGUCUGGAGCGCCGCCGCCGCCGUCUGAUCCCGUCCCCGAUGGACGAUGGUCCUGCUCCACCAACUGUGCAUGAUGAGCACCAGCUACACCCUUUUUGGAAAGUCUUUCUUCUUUUUGUUCAGUCCAUCUAGAAUUUUCUGGAACUCCCGGGCGGAGGAAGCCAUGGGGCGCUGUCUGAGAAUUCAGGAUCGCGUACGGUACGGUCUCAUCAUGUGCUAGGCAACAGACACAGGUGGUGGUUGCAUCA